Messenger RNA from Erigeron canadensis, 3557 nucleotides. RefSeq names its product F-box/LRR-repeat protein 15. The record is from RefSeq and is a predicted model, not a curated record. NCBI's taxonomy places the organism in Eukaryota, Viridiplantae, Streptophyta, Magnoliopsida, Asterales, Asteraceae. Bases 432 to 3365 code for a protein of 977 amino acids. The transcript is spliced from 17 exons. Gene Ontology annotation, molecular function: protein binding.
CAACACACACAAGUCCUCCUCACCUCCUCUCCCUUCCCACACACACCCACACACAAACCGACCAAUCGAUACAAACUUUUCUAUAUCUAUAUAUCUAUAUAUAUCUAUAUCUCCGUCGCCCUGGAUCGGCCGUCGUACGAUGCCGAUCAACCACCGGAGCUAGAUCCACUCCGAUCAGAUCUGAUCUAACCUCUUUUUUCGCACAAUCAUUUUCUAUGUCCGUACACAUUAUGUCAUGUAAAUUGUUCAAUGCGAUAAUUACAUGCUUGUAUUUAGGUCUUUAAUUAAUUUUUAAUAGAAAUUUCAAUAAAAUGAUGAUAAGUUAAUAAUUUUGUAUGUGUGUGAUUUUUAUAAUCUAGGGUUUGUAAAUAAUUAUAUAGUAAAAAAUCAAUAAUAAUUAGGUAAAUAAUUUGGGGCUUUUUGUGUAGUGUAUGAAGAUUUGGUGUUGUUUAUGGUUUUUUGGUGAAGAAAAAGAAAAUUAUAAGAAAAUGAGUGAGAGAGAAAGGGAGGAAGAUAUUUUGGGCAUUUUUGUAGAUGAUGUUAAAUCUGAAGAAAUUAUAGGAAAUAAUAAUCAUAAUAAUACUACUAAUGAUGAUGAUAAUGAUGAAGAUGAUGAUUAUUAUGAUGAUAUUGAGAAUGAAAGAUUAGAGGCGUUUGGGUUGGAGUUAGGUGAAGGUACUUCUUCUAGAAGCGGUGGUGAUAAUAAAGAGGCUGUUGAUUUGAAUUUGAGUUUGGGAGGUGAGGCGUCGUCUUCGUCAGCUGUGAAUGUUGUCGAGAGAGACGGUUUAGAUCGUAGUAAACGGCCUAAAGUUCAUUCCUUUACACUGGAUUAUGAUAGCUUUAUUCUCUCUGCUUCUUUUGAAGAAAGUAGGCCCUUUAGUCUAUCUGAUAAAGAGCAAGAGAGAAUGCAUAAUAGUUUAGUUCCCUACGCUGAUGAUGAAGUGAUGGAAGAUGAAGAUGUAUUGCCAGAGAUGGAUGAUCAAGAAAUUCGGAUGGAUCUUACCGACGACUUGUUGCAUAUGGUUUUUUCUUUCUUGGACCACAUUAAUUUAUGUAGAGCAGCUAAGGUUUGCAGGCAGUGGCGCUUAGCUAGUGCACAUGAAGAUUUUUGGAGGUUCUUGAAUUUUGAAAACCGGAACAUAACUCCACAGCAAUUUGAAGAUAUGUGUCACCGAUAUCCAAAUGCAACUCAAGUAAACAUUAAUGGGUCGCCGGCUAUUCAUACACUUGUGAUGCAAGCGAUUUCUUCCUUAAGGAACCUUGAGUUCUUAACUUUGGGCAAAGGGCAGUUAGGGGAGACAUUUUUCCAGGCUUUAACCAAUUGCACUAUGUUAAGGAGUUUGAUUGUGACUGAUGCUAUCCUUGGUAAUGGUAUUCAGGAGAUACCCAUACACCAUGAUAGUUUGCGGCACAUUCAAGUUGUGAAAUGUCGUGUGGUCCGCAUUUCUGUCAGGUGUCCCCAACUCCGGACCUUGUCUUUGAAGCGAAGCAGCAUGGCACAUGCAGUACUGAACUGCCCUCUUUUGCGUGAUCUUGAUAUAGCAUCUUGUCAUAAGCUUCUAGAUGCCGCAAUUCGCUCAGCAGUGACAUCAUGUCCUCUCUUGGAGUCUUUGGACAUGUCAAAUUGUUCUUGUGUCAGUGAUGAAACUCUACGUGAACUUUCCUUGACUUGUGGCAACCUCCAUAUUCUAAAUGCAUCAUAUUGUCCAAACAUUUCCCUUGAGUCUGUAAGGUUGCCAAUGCUGACGGUUCUCAAGCUUCAUAGCUGUGAAGGCAUAACUUCUGCUUCCAUGGCUGCCAUAUCUCAUAGCUAUAUGUUGGAGGUUUUGGAGCUUGAUAAUUGCAGUUUAUUGACAUCAGUCUUCUUGGAUCUUCCUCGCUUGCAAAAUAUCAGACUCGUACAUUGUCGCAAAUUUGUGGACUUGAGUUUAAGAAGUAUGGGGUUAUCAUCUAUUAAAGUCUCUAAUUGUCCUUCACUCCAACGGAUCAACAUUGUAUCAAACUCACUUCAAAAACUAGUUUUGCACAAACAGGAGAGCUUAACUUCCUUAGAGCUGCAAUGUCAGUCUCUACAAGAAGUUGACCUCACAGACUGUGAAUCAUUGACAAAUUCAAUCUGUGAAGUAUUUAGUGAUGGAAGCGGAUGCCCCAUGCUCAAAUCUCUGAUUCUUGAUAACUGCGAGAGCUUGACAGCAGUGGAGUUCUCUAGCAAUUCUUUAACUAGUCUUUCCCUUGCUGGUUGUCGUGCUAUUACUUCACUGGAACUAACUUGCCCAUAUCUUGAGCAAGUGUCUUUGGAUGGAUGCGAUCAUCUUGAACGAGCAACCUUCAGUCCCGUUGGCCUGAAUUCUCUUAAUUUGGGAAUCUGUCCAAAACUGAAUACACUGAAGAUUGAAGCACCGACUAUGGUGUUACUCGAACUGAAAGGGUGUGGUGUCUUAUCAGAAGCAUCUAUAAAUUGCCCACUGCUAACAUCUCUGGAUGCUUCCUUUUGCAGCCAAUUGAAGGACGACUGCUUAUCUGCAACUACUGCUUUGUGUCCCCUUAUUGAAUCACUAAUUUUGAUGUCAUGCCCAUCUGUUGGCUCGGAUGGACUCAUAUCACUACGAUGCCUUCCUAAUUUGACAUCGCUGGAUCUUUCUUACACCUUCUUAACCAACUUGCAGCCUGUAUUUGAUUCCUGUUUGCAGUUAAAGGUUUUGAAAUUGCAAGCAUGCAAAUAUCUCACCGAUUCAUCGCUUGAACCUCUUUACAAAGAUGGUGCUCUCCCUACUCUCCGUGAGUUGGAUUUGUCAUAUGGAAGUUUGUGUCAGGCCUCUAUAGAGGAGCUUCUUGCUUGCUGCACACAUUUAACUCAUGUAAGUUUGAAUGGGUGUGUGAAUAUGCACGAUCUAAAUUGGAGUUUUAGUGUUGAUCGUCUCUAUCGAUCUACCGGAGGUGAUCCACCGUUGCAGACUGAGCAGCCUCAACGUUUUCUACAGAAUCUCAAUUGUGUUGGCUGUCCAAAUAUUAAGAAAGUACUCAUCCCCUCAGUGGCUCGCUUUUCCCAUCUGUCAUCAUUAAACAUUUCGCUGUCUGCAAACCUGAAAGAAGUUGACGUGACUUGUUUGAACUUGUGCUUUCUUAAUCUAAGCAAUUGCAGCUCGUUGGAAAUCUUGAAGCUCGUCUGUCCUAGAUUAACUAGCCUCUUUCUUCAGUCUUGCAAUAUUAGUGAAGAAGCGGUCGAAUCAGCCAUUGCACUAUGUAACAUGCUCGAGACUCUAGAUGUUCGCUUUUGCCAAAAGAUAAAUCCAUCAAGCAUGGGAAGAUUACGUACCGCCUGCCCCAGCUUGAAACGUAUAUUCAGCAGCCUGGUGCCAAUUUGAUUCGUUUCCUACAUAUCUGGAAGGAUUUUCUAUCAGCUUAUCACAAAUGUUCUAGGUGUUGUCACCAUCCUGCCGUUGUGGAAUUGUUUGUUUCAACUCGACUUUCCUUAAUUCAAGGGUGUAUAAAAGCUUUGAUAUGAAGCAUAUACCUAGAGUCUUGUUAUAACUAAUAAACUGUAUUUGUGUUGAUCA